Messenger RNA from Aspergillus niger, 699 nucleotides. RefSeq lists its product as uncharacterized. Lineage: Eukaryota; Fungi; Ascomycota; Eurotiomycetes; Eurotiales; Aspergillaceae. The transcript has 3 exons. The coding region runs from base 1 to 699 and encodes 232 amino acids. The record is from RefSeq and is a predicted model, not a curated record.
AUGCCCCCGCUUUCGUGUCUUGUCCACUUAUACCAUAUGCUGCCUUCAACUGUAAUAUGGGAGGGUAUCCUCCAAAGGUAUUUAAAAUACGGUGAUGCCGGGUGCGACGUAUCGGAGCGGCUAACGAUUCUCGCGGCCAUGAACUCCCGCACACCUUCUCCGGCAAACUCAGUCACAGUGUCCGCCUCGAGUCCGGCGCCCAUUGCCGGGCACACUCGCUAUAUACAGAUGCUGUUGGAAGUCGACCAUAUGCCGUGGGUCUACAACAUCAUUGCCAGCGUCGCACAUUGGGUGCUCCUUGCGGGAUAUCUAGUGAUUCCUGGAACAUUCACUUCCUUGCAGAAGUCGGAAAAACUCGAGCAGGCUCUCAUUGGCAACGGUGCUAACAAGGCCGUGUUGAAUAAGAUUCAGAACCCGCCCCUCCUCGCGAUUGCCUCAAUUACAUUUGGCUCGUCGGUCGGGCCGGUUGCGAUGAAUGCAGCUGCGGGCCUCGCUACAACAUUGAUCAAUGUAUACACCGCGCAAUCAGCCACUUGGUCUAUCAUGGCUCUGGUCACCACGGUGAUGGUCGGAAGUGCCUUUUUAGUUUCGUUAUCGCUGACGGUUCUGUAUAAAUACGUCUUGUUAAAGAAGGUCGAGGAGGAGCACGAGAUGGAAAUGCGUACCAGGACGCCUACGUCGACCGACAAUCAUUCUUGA